AGCUUUCGGGCAGGGCGGGGCCUGGGCAGGAUAAGGCGAGGGCUCCUGCUGGUACCGGUACUCCCACUGCUGCACAGCAAGGCCCUGCUGCCUGCCUUCAGGCCACGAAGCCAUGUUCUGGGUUCCCUGAUCCCACAGAAGCCCAUGGGGAGCCCCAGACGAGCAACUCUGGUACUGCCUCUUGUACUGCUGCUCUGCCUCUCUGCCUCUUCUGGGAUUGGCUGCCCCCACCUGCCACACUGGAUUACCCGCUGUCUACUGGCCUCUUCCGUGGACAGGAGUUUUCCUGGAAGUUCUGUGCCUAUUCCCUGUCAUUGCAAGUUGGUUCCCCUCCUCUCCACAAAGCCUUGGCAUGUGCAGGUCUGGCACUGGCCCUGCUGUUUGUGCCUGCAUCUGGUGUCAGAUCCCUCAGGCCUUCAGAGGGCCUGGUUCCACCUUCUGCUGCAGAAAUCCAAAAAGUCUUACAAGUUCAAAUUCUCUCAGAGGCACAGGAUGCCAGCAUCUUCUCAGAGGAAGUUGCUAGGUAGCUGUACCCUGUUUGAGAAGGACCAUCACACUUCCAUCCCCUCCCCAGACCUUUCUCAAAAGGGGCUGCGCUCCAAAAGGACCCAACAUUCAGAUCCAGAAGUAGUGGACAGUCUUCCCAGACCAGGUUCACAAAGGAAUGAAGGACCUGAAUUCUCCUUUGAUUUUCUGCCUGAGGCACGGGUUAUUCGGGUCACCAUUCCUCCAGGCCCAGAGGUCAGCAUGCGUCUUUGUCACCAGUGGGCACUGGAGUGUGAAGAGCUAAGCAGUCCCUUUGAUGCACAGUUGCCACAGAUGCCACUAAUCUGCAGACUGACGCUUACCCCAGAAGCCCUCAGCUCUCUUCCUUUAUUCAAUGGUGAUGAUAACUCACAACUUCACUCUGAUAUUAAACACCUAGAACAAAUGGCCACAGAGGAGAGACCCUGUGAAAGGAAAUUUUUCAGUAUAAUCAUUCCUGGGGGCCACACUGCAGACUUGCCUUAUGAAUUUCUUCUGCCCUGUCUGUGUAUGGAGGCAUCCUACCUGCAAGAGGACACUGUGAGGCGCAAAAAAUGUCCCUUCCAGAGCCAGCCUGAAGCCUAUGGCUCAGACUUCUGGAAAUCAGUGCACUUUACUGACUACAGCCAGAGCAAUCAGAUGGUAAUGGCCCUGACACUCCGCUGCCCACUGAAGCUGGAGGCCUCCCUCUGCCAGAGGCAGCACUGGCAUGGCCCCUGUGAAGACCUCCCUAAUGCCACUGCUCAAGAAUCAGAGGGAUGGUAUAUUUUAGAGAAGGUGGACUUGCACCCCCAGCUCUGCUUCAAGUUCUCCUUUGAAAAUAGCAGCCAUGUUGAAUGCCCCCACCAGAGUGGGUCUCUCACAUCCUGGAAUGUGAGCAUGGACAUCCAGGCCCAACAGCUGGUCCUUCACUUCUCCUCGAGGACACAGGCCACCUUCAGUGCUGCCUGGAGCUACCCAGGCCUGAGGCUGGACACCUUGAUUCCCCCUGUGUACAGUGUCAGCCAGACCCAGGGCUCAGGCCCAGUGGCAGUGGACCUCAUCAUUCCCUUCCUGAGGACAGGGGGCUGUGUCCUGGUGUGGAGGUCCGAUGUCCAGUUUGCCUGGAAGCACCUCUUGUGUCCAGAUGUCUCUCACAGACGCCUGGGGCUCUUGACCCUGGCAUUGCUGGGCCUCACCACCCUACUGGGCGUUGUUCUGGUCUUCACCUGCCGGCGCCUACUGCCAGGCCGGGGCCGAGCACAGCCCGUGUUGCUCCUGCACGCAGCGGACUCAGAAGCUCAGCGGCGCCUAGUGGGAGCUUUGGCCGAACUGCUGCGGACAGCGCUGGGCGGCGGGCGCGAUGUGAUCGUGGACCUGUGGGAGGGGACACACGUGGCGCGCGUGGGCCCACUGCCGUGGCUCUGGGCGGCGCAGGCGCGCGUGGCGCGGGAACAGGGCACAGUGCUGCUACUGUGGAGCUGCGGGGGCCCUGGCCCCGCCCAUGACCUGGAUCCUGGCGCGGCAUCCCUGAGCGCCCUGCUACGCGUUGUUCCACGGCAGCUGCUGAUGCUCGCUUACUUCAGUCGCCUCUGCGCCAAAGGUGACAUCCCCCAGCCUUUGCGCGCCCUGCCACGCUACCGCCUGCUCCGAGACCUGCCGCGGCUGCUGCGGGCGCUGGGCGCGCGGCCUUCCACACAAGCCACCAGCUGGGACCACUUAGGGACUCAGCAGUGCUUGCGUGGCCGUCUCAAACUGUGCCGCCAACUAGAACGUGAGGCCGCCAAACUCGCCCGCCAAGGUUCCUCGGGUUUCCACUCCAGUCCCGGUUGUUUAUGGCCACAGUCUGUAGGGGCGCUGGCUGGAACCUCAGAAUGAGCCUUUGGACCUGAAAUUCUUAGGGGACCUCCUGAGAACUAUUGAGAGAAAGGACUUCUAACCCAGGAGGCCUAGCCUGGGCCUCAGGCGGGUCGAGUUUUCUUUUCAGACUUGCCUGCCUCUUACAAGCUCUAGGGGAGAGAAGCACCCUUUAACUGAGAACUCAGACUCAUGUUCUGAUGGAGAGAGGUUUUCGUGCUCCCUAAAGAUCCAGAAAGAGAGCAUGGGCUUGCAGUCUAGGCUGUAGAGGAUGGGGCAAGGGUGGUGGAGGCAGGAGCUGUCCGUCCUUCAGGGGGUUGGGAGAAAAACCCCUUGGGGGCUGGGGAUCUUCCUUUUUUUAGACCCAAGCCCUGCCUAGAGGGAGAAAGAGGGAGGACUCUUGACCAAGGAAAAGUAGCUUUGGCCCUGGGUGACAAGGCUAAAGGUAGAGCAGGAGACUGAGAUCCAGAAAGAUGAAUAAAGGUGAACAUUAUAGAUAAAGGAACACAAUGUGCUUCUCGAGCGUGACUCAGUGGGGGCCUGCAGGGGGGUAGUUCUGUUUCAGUUUGUGAGUCCAAAUCUUCCACAUUCACACCCACACUGUGGACCACACAUUCUCACAAGAAGUGCCUGGGAGGACCAGGCAAUCUCCUGGAUCCUCACGGUGAUUCUUUCAAGAGGAGAGAGGAGAAACAGAGGCUCUGCUAGGUGGUGUAUUCAUCCUCAUGUGACCAGCCAUGGCAGUAGCACAGGCAGGACCUCUGCCUGGCUCUAGGUCCUGGUUUCCUUCCCCCAUACUACACUGGACAGUGGAGAAAAGCCCACUUUCUGGUACCCUUUAGAGCUCCUGUCCCACAAAGGGACAAUGAGAGUCAGGAAAGUGUGUGAAAAGGGACCUGAGGUAUCCCUAAGAGGAAACCCAUUGGCCCUAGGAUCUCAGGUUCACAUGGGAAGUGGAAAUGCCCCAGGAUUGCCCAGCCCUGGGAUGGAUUCAGUUGGAGCCUCCUCCUUAGGGACUCUCAGGAUGAGUAGGAACUCCCUUAUUCAGCCAUGAUACUGCACUGUCCUCCUGGGGGCCCUCCCAGUCAG
Messenger RNA from Sciurus carolinensis (gray squirrel), 3450 nucleotides. It is a transcript of the gene Il17re, whose product is annotated as interleukin 17 receptor E. Lineage: Eukaryota; Metazoa; Chordata; Mammalia; Rodentia; Sciuridae. Gene Ontology annotation, molecular function: interleukin-17 receptor activity. The record is from RefSeq and is a predicted model, not a curated record. The coding region runs from base 145 to 2382 and encodes 745 amino acids. The transcript is spliced from 18 exons.